UACCAACCGAAGAAUGACGAAAGACGACACGUUUCGACUGGAUGGGUUCCAAUAAUGCUCCGGCGUGCAAUCUCGGGCGUGAAAAUCGACGAUAUGGGAAUCAGUUAGCACGAAAACGAAAAUAUUAAACCAGCCUUUUUUCCUUUCUUCACCUCGCAGAAUCGAGAAGCGGAUAAGCACGGAGGGCAAGUUGCAAGAGGGCGAGGAUGAGUCUCAGCCUGACGAAGCUCUUCUCGAAGAAGAGGAGCGGUCCCGCCGCGGACACCGUGGCCGCGGAGAUCGGCCUGCCUACCAACGUCUCGCACAAGUUCCACGUGAGCAAGAACGCGGAGACCGGUCAGCUGGAGGGUCUGCCGGAUCCGUGGAUACGUUUGCUGAACACGCAGAUCUCCAAGUCGGAGCAGGACGAGCACCCGGAUGCCGCGCUCCAGGCGAUCAAGUUCUACAAUUAUUCGAUCAAGCGUAAGCCGCAGGAUCAGGAGGUCUUCAAGCCCUUCGUCACGCAGGACUUGAUCGAGGAGGAGUCGCAGGCGAUCGACAACAUCCUUACGAAGAACAAGUAUCGCUCGGACACCUCGGACGACGACGACUCGAUCCCGGAGAGAGUCUCCAGGGAGUCCUCGCGAAGAUUACCAGAGUUGCCGCCAAAAGUCAACAAACCUCCGAAACCGCCGCCGAAACCGGCGCCUCGCAAAUGCAACGAUCGAGUUGAGAAGACCCUCACGGAGAUCUUGGAGGAUCUGAGCGUGUACCAGAUCGAUGACGACUUGUCUCCGGAGAAGGACGUGAGCUCGAGCAUAGUCGAGGAGAGUCCUGUCCUGCGUAGGAAGACCGAGUGCAUCGGAGCGAGACGAAGCGACGAACAGGUGUACGAGGAGCUCAGGACCAUCUGUCAAAGCGGGGAUCCCUACUUGCGCUUUCAGAGAAUCAAGGAGGUGGGCGUCGGUGCUUCGGGCACGGUGUUUAUAGCUACCGAUCUUCAACACGAGCGGAAAGUAGCCAUCAAGGAUAUAGAUUUGUCCAAGCAGCCGAAGAAGGAAUUGAUACUGACCGAGAUCCAAAUUCUCAAGGAGUUUCAUCAUCCGAACUUGGUGAACUUCCUCGACGCCUAUCUCGUCGACGAGCACCUUUGGGUAGUUAUGGAGUUGCUGGAAGGUGGACCGCUCACAGAUGUGGUCACCGAGACUGUGAUGAAGGAGGUUCAAAUUGCAGCGGUUUGCAGAGAGGUUCUCAAGGCGAUAAGCUUCCUGCAUACCAGAGGUAUCAUCCACAGGGAUAUUAAAUCGGACAAUGUGCUGUUGGGAAUGGACGGUGCUGUGAAAGUUACAGACUUUGGCUUUUGUGCUAACAUCGAUGGCGAUGAGAAACGACAGACUAUGGUCGGCACUCCGUACUGGAUGGCACCAGAAGUUGUCACGAGAAAACAGUACGGCAAGAAAGUGGAUAUCUGGUCACUAGGUAUAAUGGCUAUCGAAAUGAUAGAAGGGGAACCACCUUACAUGAAGGAAACACCAUUGAGAGCGUUGUAUUUGAUUGCUGCCAUCGGUAAACCAUCCAUUCCAAGAUGGGAUAAUCUCAGUCCAAUGUUUCAAAAUUUUCUAGAGAGGUGUCUCGCAGUUGAAGUCGAUGAGAGAGCAACUGCCGACCAAUUACUUUCUCAUCCAUUCCUAGAAAACUGUGCGGAGUUGUCUACGCUCACUCCAUUGAUUCGUGCAGCACAGAAAAUUCUUCAGAAAGCGUUCCAUUAAGUAUUUCUAUAGAAUUCAAACUUGUCGCACUCAUAAUACUGCCUCAUGCUCCAUCCCUGUUUGUAUAUUAGAUCAAAGGCUAAAAAGAAAGUAUUUUAUGAUUGUUAUUCGAUUUUAAUCAUUGAUUUUAAGCUUAUUUGACUGCCGUCAUUUUUACUCUGCUGUACUAAUUUGUGAAACUAAAGCAUAUAGUGCACUUUUGACAGUCAUUUUAAUAAGUCAUUAUUUUUUUCGAAAAAGAAUCUAAUAAGUUAUUCUUCACUUUUAUUACUUAAUUACAUUAUAAUUAUUGCAAAAUAGUAUGUGGAUAGAUUUAUUUUCAAUUUUUAUUUUUAAAAUAAGAGUCGUCUAUCUUGUUAUGUGCAAUAUACACAAUUUAUUACAAUUUAAGGUUUUAUUCGGAUAUUUUCGCUCAAUAUAAUGUACUAUAUUACAAAUUCAAUAUUAUCAAAACAAUAAUAGCAAUAUUCUAGUUGCAAAUAAUUGUGAAUAGAAUACAAAUUUUUACAUCUUUGUAGACAUGAGUGAAAUAUAUACAUUUAAAAUAUUGUAUUUUUAGCAUCGAUUGCAUGAUGUUUCAGAAUUUUAUAAUUUUCUUUCUUAAAACUGUACUUAUAGAUCAUUGUGGAAACAGAAAUACUAAAAAGAUAUAUGUAACAAGGAAGACAAUAUUAGAAACAGUUAUAUUAUCUCUGUUGUCAGAGCAAAUAAAAUAUUAAACUUUAGCCUUGCUUUUGUAAAAAAAAGCAAAAAUGAAAACAAACUUUCGUUAUCAUUUAUAUGGAGAAAUCAUUAUUCAUUGUGUAUGAAAUUACAUUAACAAAAAUUCCGAGUGUGGAACUGAGCAACGUUGUUUAAUAUUAUGAGACAAAUAAUGUCUAAAAAGUAUUAUGAAUUGAAUGUGACACAACAAGCAUUGUACAAUGUACUCUUGUAAGAUUGAGAUACAUAAUUUUGUAAGAUUUUACCUCUACUUUUAUAACAUAUAUUCUUUUUGAAAACUUUUAUAUGUGUAAGAGCGCAAUAUUGCUCAACCAAAUAUUGUAUUCAUAUAGCUGUUUUAUAAUCGAUAUGUAUAUAAAUUAAUGUUCUACAAAAAUUUUUGUAAUACAAUGGAUACGUAAAUGAUAGGACUACUCUAAAGAAUGAAUGUAUAGAUAUUUAAGACAAAAAAUUCGAGCAGUAAUAUCAAGUAUACAUAAAAUCACACGACUGUGAUAAGCAGGAAAGUUAAGUUAUACUAUACUAUACUUUUUGUGCUCUACAACACAAAUACCGUAAAAAUUAUGUUAUGAAAAAUUAUCAUAUGCUGAAAAUAUCAAAUUGUAAGACAACAGUUUAAGGUACAAUUGCUAAAUGUUAUAUAAUAUGAUCGGCCAAACACACUGUUUGCGAACUGUGGAGUUAAAAAAUAACAUGUGCUGAUAAGCAAAUAUAUUUAAAUAGUAUUAUAAUCGUUUGCACGAUUUUCAAUAAGGAAUACA
Messenger RNA from Nylanderia fulva, 3232 nucleotides. RefSeq names its product p21 (RAC1) activated kinase 3 (gene Pak3). Gene Ontology annotation, biological process: protein phosphorylation. Gene Ontology annotation, molecular function: ATP binding; protein serine/threonine kinase activity. The record is from RefSeq and is a predicted model, not a curated record. Lineage: Eukaryota; Metazoa; Arthropoda; Insecta; Hymenoptera; Formicidae.